AUGCGGCUUGAAUGCACGCCACCGCAUGAUUUCAGGCAUGCGCAAAUAUGCGAGUAUAUAAAUUAUGCAGAGCUCUUCGUGGACAAAGUGUUUGAUACUACAAGCAACACCAGCUCUCCAGGGGUGUCUGUGCCCAUCCCCUCGAAGGCCAACGGCACCACCAUUUCCACGUUGUCAAUGAACAAAGAUGGCCUGAUCGGAGGGGUGACGAAUCCCAACGAGGUCUUCUGCUCCGUGCCUGGCCGCCUCUCUCUUCUCAGCUCCACCUCCAAGUACAAGGUGACCGUCGGGGAGGUGCAGAGAAGGCUCUCGCCCCCCGAGUGUCUCAACGCCUCUCUCCUCGGCGGAGUCCUCCGCAGAGCAAAAUCAAAAAAUGGGGGUCGGUGUUUAAGGGAAAGGUUAGAGAAAAUCGGACUAAAUCUACCUGCAGGAAGGCGCAAAGCUGCCAACGUCACCCUGCUGACAUCCCUUGUGGAAGGUGAAGCCGUUCACCUGGCUCGGGAUUUUGGGUACGUGUGUGAAACAGAGUUCCCAGCCAAGGCAGCGGCAGACUACCUGUGCCGACAGCACUCCGACCCCACGGAGCUCCACACCAGGAAAAACAUGCUGCUGGCUACCAAGCAAAUUUGUAAAGAGUUUGCAGACUUGAUAGCCCAGGAUCGCUCGCCCUUGGGGAACAGCCGCCCCUCCCUCAUCUUAGAGCCCGGUGUCCAGAGCUGUUUGACUCAUUUCAGCUUGAUAACCCACGGCUUUGGGGGCCCAGCCAUCUGUGCGGCGCUCACCGCCUUCCAGAACUACCUGGUGGAGUCCCUUAAGGGGCUGGAUAAAAUGUUCAUGAACAGCACAGGGAACGGGCACACGGCCGGAGACUCCAAAGCGUCAGAAAAAGAAGUGAAGCAUCGGAAAUAA
Molecule: messenger RNA, 909 nt
Organism: Fulmarus glacialis (Northern fulmar)
Lineage: Eukaryota; Metazoa; Chordata; Aves; Procellariiformes; Procellariidae
Gene: TFAP2E
Product: transcription factor AP-2 epsilon (activating enhancer binding protein 2 epsilon)
Exons: 5
Coding region: 1-909 (302 amino acids)
Biological process (GO): anatomical structure development; regulation of transcription by RNA polymerase II; regulation of cell population proliferation
Cellular component (GO): nucleus
Molecular function (GO): DNA-binding transcription factor activity, RNA polymerase II-specific; RNA polymerase II transcription regulatory region sequence-specific DNA binding
Source: RefSeq, a predicted model, not a curated record